AUGAUCGCUCGCGCCGGCGGGAAGCGUUCUCGGCUGUCCCCGCCCUCUCGACAUGUCGUCACUUCUUUUCUGUUUUCCUCCGCUUCCUUCUCAGGUCCCUCUCACUCUCACCCUUUUUUAUUUCCCCUCCUUCGUCACUACGCCACAGUCCUCGGGGGAAUUCGGCUCCCACCCCGCGGCGUCCGGGUUCUGGCUUCGGCCCGUGUCCGGUCUGAGGCCGCCCGGAAGGCGUCGCACCGAGGCCACGGGAAGGUCUGCAGGGCGCCCCGGGAGGAGCCGGCGGAGGCCGGCGGCCGGCAGGGGCGCGCCCGCUCGGCGUUCGGUCCCGACGGACGGAUUCCCAGCCGCGCUUAUUCAGAGCCGCAGGAAGCGCCGCUCCGCCGAGGAGGCGGACACGCGAGGGGCGACCUCAAGGGCGGCGGUGCCGGGGAUGCGGGCGCCGGGGCCGGCGGGAGGGGGCGGGUUCGCCGACAUGCCCGGCCCUGGGCCGCUUUGGCGGACCGAGCCGCUCUGCUUUCGCUCACCCGGGAGAGAUCUGGUCCCGGGAACACGUCUCAGCGCCGCCGGGCUUUCUCGUGGGGGUCGGCGAAUCCCAACCCUCGGUCAGAGCCGUGCUGGGAGAAACAACGCGGUUCUCCCUCCGUCUCUGAGGGGGAUCGACAGGUUCCAGGGCUCCCGCCGACACCCAAGUCCGGGAUGCUCAGGUCCCUUGUAGAAUAUGGCGUAGGAUUCGCGUGGAGCUAUGCACGACCUCCCGCGUACUGCGAAUAGUCUCUAAAUUACUUUAUAACGCCCAACCCAGUGCAAAUGCUAUAUCCUCUAAAUCGGCCUUCGUUCUCAGCCAGGAUUGGGUGCCCCACGGUGUCCUUUGGAGGCCCCACGUGGAGCCAGCAGUUCGCCAAAUUGGGUCUUGCAAGAGGACUGUCCGCUCCAUACUGGGAGUAAUUACCAGAAACUGCGCUAUGAAAUUGGUUGGGGUUCUUACUGUUAACGUGUUGAUUACUUUAUCAGGGCCCUCUGUAGGGGAGUCUGAGAAAAGGUCCCGGUUUCCGCUGAAAGAAUCGUGUUUUGUAGUUUUUUUUCCCCCGACGAAUAUUUUU
Molecule: messenger RNA, 1100 nt
Organism: Saimiri boliviensis boliviensis (Bolivian squirrel monkey)
Lineage: Eukaryota; Metazoa; Chordata; Mammalia; Primates; Cebidae
Source: RefSeq, a predicted model, not a curated record